This is a messenger RNA of Portunus trituberculatus (swimming crab), 6071 nucleotides long. RefSeq lists its product as uncharacterized. The record is from RefSeq and is a predicted model, not a curated record. NCBI's taxonomy places the organism in Eukaryota, Metazoa, Arthropoda, Malacostraca, Decapoda, Portunidae. The coding region runs from base 794 to 3799 and encodes 1001 amino acids. The transcript is spliced from 9 exons.
GGAUGAUGUAGGCACACAGUGAAGACUUGGAGACGAGCGAUGCGUACAAGUAUUGAGUUCCUCUUAGUGAGAAUAAGGAAUACAAAAGUGUGAAGCAUCAUACAAAUCGUGUGGCCGAGGCUCGCCCAGUCCAGUCACGUCUUAAGAUUGGAUGAGAACCAUUUGAAUACCUUUCGGUAUUUUUUUCUCCUAGAAAAAAAGUUUGAUAGAAAAUGUGAAAAAAAUGUUCUAAUAAGCUUAAGUGGAAAUAGUAACAAAGUUUUUAAAAGAGAAAUUAGUCUGAAUGAGAUAAGAGAAAGGUUUGGUUGUAGGGAUCUCUGUACGCCUGGCAGCGUUGCAGCUCUGACGGAGAGGUGGUGGUAGUAGUAGUCGUGCAGGAACAGAUACGCCGAUUCUCUCGGACCUUAAUUCAACUCGCUUCUACAUUAACAUCCAGUGUCUAAUAUGCUCCAAUUGAGUGUUGUUUGUUGAAUUGUAAUAUGACAGUCCUCCUCUGUGUCCUAGAAGCGGUGGUAAUGUGACUUGUAGCACGGUGAUGCUGUGACAGGGAGCGUGUGAAGUGAUGCUGUGGUGUUUGUGUCUGUGAUCUUGGCAGUCAUGAGGCACCGAAGAAACAGAACUGUGUUGCGAAGUCUGGAAUAUUUGCGACCUUUCAUAAUCACAUCUUCUGCAAUGGGGGGAGAAAAUAACGUGAGAAGUGAAGCGUCCCAUUGACUGUGUGGACAGGUGCAGGUUGGAGUGAGUCUCCAGGGCGAACAACGAUGGGCAAGGAUAAAAGAUAAUAAAAAACGGUAUGCCCAUCGGGCCUGCGGGGAGCACAGACGGUGGGGCUGCGUGCGAUGAGGAGACCAACCCGCCAGCGGUGCCCUCCAGGCCUCCCCCACCUCCACCCCCGCGACUUAACACCUGCAUCCAUGGCCGACCACUCAACGCCGCCGCCACCAGUGAUCAGGACGGAGGAGAUCGAUCCCGGCCCUGGUGGAAGAGCUGGAAUCGGAAAUACGUGUUGUUAUGUGGAACCUGCGGAGCCUCGGCCGUCCUGUUGGGCACCUUCUACCUCAUUAUCUACUUCGUGCUCAGGUCCUACACGUCGUCGCUUCAGUACUUCGAGACUAUACCCACCUACGUGCCCGCCUCCGUGUUGAUCCUGACUGGCCUGUUGGUGUUGUGCUUCGUUAGACGGAAGAACAGAUACUCCUACCUGAUCAAGGUUAGCGGGUGUCUGUGUCUGGUGUGUGCCGUGCUCUGCGUCGUCGUCACCGUCACCACCACGGUCCUUCACAUGAACCGCCUGCAAACUCUUCACGAGUGCGAGUUCUUCCCGCACUCACAGUCGUGUACGUGCACUCCUUACACCGGCGUGCACGAUCCCACCCAGGACGUACGCUACGAGUUCUCACUGCUCAACGUGGGUGCCAGCUGUGACGUCAUCCAUGGCCCGCUGUAUUCGUGCCUGCGUGCCCUCUUCGGUUUAUCUGUCAUCGGCAUCCUGGUGUCCAUCUUCUCGUGCAUGUUAGUGUACCAACUGCUGAGCCAUGAGAAAAAGAAGAUGUAUUGGGAGCAGCUGGAACACCGUCGUCGGCUGUUAUAUCGGCGUGCUCCGGCUCCAAAUGCAUGUUCCUGCUGUGACGACUAUGGUUUUGUUCCGCCAUCUGAACUGUAUCCAUGGGCGCCGUGGGACACCCUCGAUGACAGGUACUGGGCUGGUGGGCAUCUAUACACUCCUGGUGCCGAGGACUCCUCUAAUGCCUCGCGCUCGGUCCUUCUUGGAGCAACCACAACACCCCAGGGACAAGGACCACUUUGGCUCCCAUGGGGUGGUGCUUGGGGUGCACACAGUGGAGCAGCACCACAACAAAACCAACAACACCAGCAACAGCAGGCCACUACCCCAGGAGAUCCAAGUGGAGUUGCAACAGGUGUUGGAUCAACGGAGAACAAUCCAAAUGAAGACACCAGGGCACAGGUGACAGGUGUACUUCUCCGUCCCUUCCUCCCUCGAGGUUUGGAAAAUCGACUUGGUCUUCGACGGCAGCAUCCACCAGGUCCUCAGAGCAGACGACCAUUGUCAGAUCCGGGUGUGGUGCUGCAGCUGCCUCGCUACCCUCCUGCUUUUACUGAGGCCUAUCUGCCUCCCAUGGCUUACCAGGAGGCAUUCCCUCGUUACAUGUGGGGACCACCGCCACCUUACUCCCAACCCACUUCUUCGGAGAAUUUGGCCAUGCAAAUGUCACCCCACCAUCAUCCAAACUCUCCAACCUCACCUCAGGGGUUGCAUGGCUUAAUGGCACAAGCAUUAAGGUCCUCCCCUGCACACCGUCCUGCAACUCUAGCUGACUUGAUGCAUGGUCCUGCAAGUCCCACCAGCAACACCUUAUCUUCUCCCAGUGAUGACUCAGAGAUCAUGAGCUCCCCAUCCCAAAAUCAACGAGUGACUCGAGGGCGGCACAAGGGCAGUCCUGGUGACCAAGGAGGAACGCUGGGUGGAUCCAGUUCUCUCCCUUCUCGUCACCGUUCACGUAGACUGCCCAUAGGACAUGUUAAAUCAUUGGGAGAUGUUAAUGAGCAUAAGCAUGAUGAACCUCUGGAAGUGCUAUUCUGUGAUGGAAAAGACAUUACCCCACUGGAUAAAUUUCAGUCUCAAGCUGAUGUGCCUCGUGAUGCAUACCGCAGCAAGCACAUCAAGAGUAUUAGUGACCCUAAGGUGGUAUACACAACUGGCAAAAAUGAGCAAGAAUCUGAGCUGUACUUUGCUGAUGUUUCAUCUUGCAUCUCUGUAAGGCAAGAUGGAGAUGAAAUGCUGUAUUACUCAGAACCUACCAGCUCUGCUAGCCAGAACACACCUUCGCCUACUGAUAAGGAAGGCUUGGAUGCCACAGUUAACCAUACCUAUGAACAAGUACGUGAAAAAGAUGAUGAUAGCUCCCAUCAUGCCUCUGAUGAUACUAUGAUUGUGCACACUUCAUCUUCUGAUCACAGUCUUGCUGCAGAGACAGAAAAUACAUACAGUGUGGUGUCACCUCUCACAGACAUGUCAAGCACCUCCCCUAUGAUUACUGAUACAGAUGCAUAUUCUUGCUACACACCUACCACGUCAGGGCCCUCACCCUCAUCACCCAGCCAGAGAGACAACACUCCCUCUACACCCCAGACCACGUAUAACCACAAUCUUUCUCUUCAUUCCAUUCGACAACUCCACCCACUUCAUCCUCUACACCCAUUACACCACAUUCGUCACAUACAUCCAAGUGGCAGAUCUCAUCUUAAUGACAAUGAGUCCAUCCCACCGCAACUCAGUGACUGUCCUGAGGGAGAACUUGAGACAGAACACUGUUAUGAGACACUACCAGGAUGCACUGAUGACCCUGCUGCUUCCACAGGCUCUCCAACCUCAACUUCAGAGCCUUGUCAGGAGGGCACCACACAUUCAGCAGAUGCCUCAGACCUCAAUGGAAAUGUGACACUGACUGAAGCUGUUGUACAUAUGGGUCCCUCUGUGAUGGAUGGUUCAGUGUCAGGCAGCCAGACCUCUCGGGCAUCAAGGGCCAACCUUUCCCUGCCUCUUCGUCGGGUUCUUUCUUCUUCCAAUACUAACACUGAGGAGACUGCUGAAGACUCUCCAACUCAGGACUCAGAAAUGGUACCUGUAGACCAGAACCGCAGUUCGGGAGGGCGACGUGGAGCUACAGGAGGAGGAGAGCGCCUCUCCUAUCAUAGCUCAGAACCAAACACUCCUGCUGAAAGAAGAAUACAUUCGGUACAAGAUCUUCUAUUUACACUUAAAUCUGUUAAUGUGUAGAUGAGUGACAGCUGAUCACUGAAUAUGAUCCAGCACAGCUCAGAACUCAUAAUUUCAAAAGAAUGCACUUGGUACAAGAUGUACAAAAUAUUCACUUUACACUUAACCUGUUAAUGUUUAGGCAAGUGAAAGCUGAACACUUUGUACAGUCUAUACGAAGAGUACCUUGCAGUAGUCAUCAUGAUACCUAAUAAUGCCGGUAUUCAAAGUGAUUCACUUCAGUGUGAUUCUAAACAAGUCAAUGUCAUUAGAAUAAGUUUCUAAUAAACUUUGUGUGUGUGUGUGUGUGUGUGUGUGUGUGUGUGUGUGUGUGUGUGUGUGUGUGUGUGUGUGUGUGUGUGUGUGUAUGUUAGUGGAAUAGGUGAGAAGUAUUCUAUGCAAAUCCUUACAUUCUCAAUGAAGUCUAGAGGAAUAGUUCCAUGUAAUGUGAAAAAUGCAUCAUGACUGAUGGUAACCAUGUGACCUCAGCUGCAACAGCAGGUCCUUGGCAAUGGGGAUACAACAAUUUAGGUGGUGAGCACCACCACUGCUAAAGAUGAAAUGGCUUGAUGGCCUAUGAGCAGCAUGAUCACUAUCCCCCAGCUACUACCUAGGACUGCAGGGGCAUCUCAUAAGUGCAAUACUCUCCCAUGGUAACUAAAUUUUAUCUACAUUGAACCAAACUUGACAUGGAAGAACUUGAAGAUUGCUAGGAGAGAGCAAUAUUUCCAUUCUCUCAUCCAACACUAUUUUUCUCUAAAGUUUGUGUUUCACAUCAAGAGCAGUGGGAAAGCUGGAGGCUUCAUGGCAAGAUAAGUUUCAUUAUGUUAGCUGAGGCCUCAGCUAUUGUCUAGAUAAAAAAACAGCACAUUUAAAGCUUGACCUAUGCCUUUAUUUGUAUGUUUAAGAAUUAGAUAGAAAUAUGUCAGGCCAGCUCAGCAAUAGUGUAAGCACUGACAUUCUUCCUAUUAUUAAUUUUAUUGAUUUUUAAAAGUGUACCAUAAUACCUACUUAAUUAAUGGUGUGCAUGUAGCUCAGCCAGGUUUUCCUGACAUGCCUUUUUGAUGCCAAUCAAGGCUGACCACACAAGCAAUGGUAAGCAGAAAUGUUGGUUGUUAUCUUUUACUUUAGUGUUUUUUUUUUUUUUUUCUAUGAAAUGAGUUCCCUCUGGUGACAAGGUGUGGUUUUUGCUCUCAUAAGUGUCAUAUCUCCUAUUCCUCUUCUGAUUCACUGAAAGCAGAUAUGUACACAUAAGUUAAUUUUCAAAGUGCAUCUGUGAUAGCAUGCCAAAAGUACUCACUGCUAUGUCUUGAGAACAAGAGGCUGAGGAGAUGAAGGCUAAAGAGCACAACUUGGCAUAAGUUGAACACAGCUUGCACAUGAUGAGCAGUUUCUUGCUACUUCAUCAAUCCUGAUUGCUUUUUACUUGCUUGACGUGUAAACUGAUGAUCCCUUCCUUGGAGAUACCCAAUAUGCUCCGUUUGUCCCAUAGGAGUGCUGUCACAGUGGUCAAUGGGUGGCACUGAUGCUAGUGCAAUAUAUUUGCAAUUUGUAUAAGAAUAUGAUUCAACCGUGUUAACUAGGGGCAUUAUUGUUAGCAUUUAUUGUGGUGUAAUAUUUAUGAAGACAAGAUGUUGUCAUAUUUUGUAUCAGUGCAUCAUGCAAAGCUUUUUAGAAGAGUCAGUGUCAAGGUCUUGUGUAGAAAAAAAACAAAUCCUCUUCUUUCUCAAGACAAGAUUAAGGAAAUAUAAGACUUCCAUCCAAUAAUCUUGUGUAUAUGAGUGAGAGAGUAGCCCAGUUUUGGGCAGCACUAGUUUUUAAGGCUCACAACGCUCAGGUUGAUGUUGUCCAUAUCUCACGUCAGUGACAAGGUUUCUUAAAUUUAAGUCAUUGAUAGAAAGAAUGAAAGUGAAAAUGUGUCAACAGCUGAUUUUCUGAAUUUAAUGACAUAUUUUUUUACAGAACUAAAAACUGCUCACUAUAUAUGCUACUUGAAAGGCUAAAAUUAACAUGAUUUGAUAUUUUAUGUGUUCCACAAGGUUUUUGUCACAAUGAAGUGCAUACAGGUAGGAGAGGAGCUCAUGGCACACAAACUAUCACAUAUCUUUUUGUACUUAUGGUCAACACACUUCAUGAAAAUAAGUGUGUAAAAUAAGAAGAUAUUCUGCAGGCUUCAGUUUUUUAAGUGUGUUCUUAAUGUCUAUGUUGAUUAGGUUGUUAUUGUUAUAAUUAUUUUCUUUAAUUAGUUAAUUUAUUUAUUUAUUUGUUUUAUGUUUUUAUUGUUAUUAUGUAU